UCUGUGUAUUUUUUCUAUAUAAAAAUAUGUCGAAUAAACUUUCUAUUUUAUCUUAACAGCCCCUACCGUUAAAUAGUUUUUGUGCUAUUUGCCCAUGGUAUUAAUAGUCCUCAAACUAUUCAACGGCAGCAUUCGAUUUCCCUCGCUUUUCAUCUCGGAUCUUUUCUGAUUUUAUCUAAAUCAAGACGUCACAAAGUCCGAUAACUCUAAACUGUUUACCAGACGACAAUCAUGGCAGAGCGCUUUGCAUCCUUGACGGAAGGGGAUUUAGAGAGUAUAUUGGAUGAAAGGGAUGCAGUCAAUACUAAAAAAGUAAUUAAAGCAUCUACUAACAUCUUGAAUGAAUAUUUGAGAGCUAAAAACAGUGAAAUUACAGACAUUACGCAACUUGAGCAAGCAGAAACCCUUCAGGUUGUAACGAUACUAAGGAAAUUCUACUGCGAGGUUCGUAAAACGGAUGGUUCUUUCUACGCUAAAAAGUCCAUGAUCACCCUGCGAUUCGGAUUACAGAAGCACUUCCUGAAAACGCGAGAGGAAGAUAUUGUAAACAAUGAACAGUACAAGUCCGCCAAUGAAAUUUUUAAAGCUGUUUUGGUCAAGCUGAAAAAAGAGGGCAUCGGAGACGUAAAACAUAAGGACAGUAUAACGCAGGAUGACUUGAGAAAACUUUACCAAAGUGACUGUUUUAAAUUGGACAAUCCUCAAUCUUUGCAGAAUAGAGUGUUUUUUGAGUUUAUCUACUACAAUUGUAACAGGGGACGAGAAAAUGUGAGGGAGGUGAAGAAAGAGGAUUUCGAGAUAAACACUGAUUCCUUAGGACGUAAAUACAUCAGAAUGAAGACAAAAAGACAGACAAAAAAUCAUCGAGGAGAUGACAUUAGAGAUCAUGAUGACAAGGAAGGCCGAAUUUACGAGAAUCCAGGUGACAAAGACUGCCCUGUUGCUGCAUUUCAACUAUACUUGAGUAAGCUUCACCCCCAAAAUCCUUAUUUUUGGCAACGCCCCAAAAAAGUAGAAAAUAUGUCCGAGAACCUAUGGUAUGAUAACAUGGCAGUGGGGAAAAAUACCCUCGGUAAAAUUAUGGCAAAAGUGAGCGAGGAAGCAGGUUUGUCUAAACGGUACACCAACCAUUGCAUAAGAGCGACAUGCAUUACGAAUUUAGAUGAAAAUGGCAUCGAGACAAGACAUAUCAUGGAAAUAAGUGGGCACAAGUCUGAAAGCUCUGUUCGUUCAUAUACUAAACGUCUUGGGGAGCAGAAGCAGAGGGAGAUUUCCAACAUCCUGAGUAGCUGUGUGAAAUCAGAAACCGAACCAGCACCGAAAAUUCCCCGUAAAUCACAAGCAUCCUCGACUUUACAAGCUCCCAACUUUCCAGAUUUUCUGGAUGAUGCUUUAAACAUUCCAGAUAUUCUGACGGACAGUGUUCUCGAAAACAUAGAAAACUUUGAAAACAAUUACACGGCUACAAACAAUGUCCAAAUCCCUAAUUAUAUGGCCACCAACAAUUUCCAACUCCCUCAUGGUUUUUCUAUUCAAAAUAUUAGUGGAUCAAAUAUCCAUUUCCAUUUUGAUAAGAAUUAAAUUGCAAAAAUGAUUCAUUGUUCAUUGAACUUUUUUGUGUAAAUGUUAAUUGUUGAACAUUUUUAUUAUUGUUGAUUUCAAAAAUUUAUUAAACAAGAA
Molecule: messenger RNA, 1680 nt
Organism: Saccostrea echinata
Lineage: Eukaryota; Metazoa; Mollusca; Bivalvia; Ostreida; Ostreidae
Product: zinc finger MYM-type protein 2-like
Exons: 2
Coding region: 232-1581 (449 amino acids)
Biological process (GO): DNA integration; DNA recombination
Molecular function (GO): DNA binding
Source: RefSeq, a predicted model, not a curated record